Messenger RNA from Dentiscutata erythropus, 228 nucleotides. The record is from the annotation of a GenBank genome assembly. NCBI's taxonomy places the organism in Eukaryota, Fungi, Glomeromycota, Glomeromycetes, Diversisporales, Gigasporaceae.
AAUGAGCUUACGUUUGAGGAAUUUAAACAGAGAUAUAUCAACAUUAUUAUAUUUAAGGAAGAUUAUACGUCGGUAACAUGUACGAACUACAGAAAUGUGAAGACUUCUAAAGAACUUGGUGAAGCAAAAAAUCUGAGAAUCGAUCGGGAUCAUAACGGCGCCAGGAAUAUUUUAAUCAAUUCUUGGCGUCCGUCUUCUAAAGUCUUAAAUUAUGAAUCGGAUACCUAA